Messenger RNA from Pipistrellus kuhlii (Kuhl's pipistrelle), 4847 nucleotides. RefSeq names its product anillin actin binding protein (gene ANLN). Gene Ontology annotation, cellular component: actomyosin contractile ring. The record is from RefSeq and is a predicted model, not a curated record. The transcript is spliced from 25 exons. Lineage: Eukaryota; Metazoa; Chordata; Mammalia; Chiroptera; Vespertilionidae. Gene Ontology annotation, biological process: actomyosin contractile ring assembly; mitotic cytokinesis; septin ring organization. The coding region runs from base 279 to 3728 and encodes 1149 amino acids.
GACCCGGUGCGGGGGCGGGGAGAGCGCGCCCCGCCCCGCCCCCCACGCAUGCGCGCGGCUCCCGGCGCUGAAAUUCAAAUUUGAACGGCUGCAGCCGGAGCCCGAGUCCCACACCGGAGGCUGCCGGGGACAGGAGCGCAGGCUGGGGAGAGUGGUCCCGGCCCCGGACUCCUGGUUUUCUCCAAGCGCCACCCCGAACCGGGACUCACUUCUUUCCUUUUCCUGAAUUUGAACCACCGUCUCCAUCGUCUCGCAAGCGACACGCGAAGCCCGGGACGAUGGACCCGUUUACGGAGAAACUACUUGAACGAACCCGUGCCAGGCGAGAAAAUCUCCAGAGAAAGAUGGCCGAGAGGCCCACAGCAGCACCGAGGACUGUGCCUCUCGCCAAGCGCACCAGAGAGCCGCUUGCAGAAGCCAGUAACCAGCAGCCCCCGUCCGGGGGGGAAGAGAAAUCUUGUACAAAACCAUCGCCAUCAAAAAAACGCUGUUCUGACAACACUGAAGUUUCUAACUUGGAAAACGCACAACCGGUUGAGUCAGCUUCUGCCAAACCUUGUUCUCCAAGUCCUGUGUCCCCUCAGGCGCAGCCUCAGGCACCGGCUCCGGCCAGUGAUUCCCUGCCCGCCACCCGGGCACCGCGGCUGGGCCAGCAGAGCGCGCCCGGCGCCAGGCCUGAGGCCUCUGCCGCCUCCUCCGUUAAAACACGGAUGCAGAAGCUGGCAGCCCAGCGGCGCCACUGGGAUAAUGACGAGGUGACAGAUGAUACCCCUGAAAGCUCCCUCAUCCCAGCAAUGCCCAUGGAGGACAAGGCCGUCUCCCCUCCCAAACCAGCAGAAGCCUCAGCAACUCCCGUUGGGAGGAGGGGCCGUCUGGCCAACCUUGCGGCCACUAUUUGCUCCUGGGAAGAUGAUGUCAGCCACUCAUCCGCAAAGCAGAACAGGGCCCCAGGACAGCCUGGUACCACUUGUUUACCCGAAGCUUCCGCGGCGAGCGGAGCAUCUGCUGGCAUCAAUGGCAGCAGUGUUGCGCAGGAAGCCGCAUGCUGCUCCCCGCGGGGUGGCAAUGCCUCUCUGAGGGAAGCGCCGGCCCCGAGAGCAGCCGCCUCCUUGCCUAAGGAAGCCGUUUCCAGCUCUGCGAAAGCUGCUGCUUCCCCUGUGAAAGCUUCUAUAUCUCUCACCAAUGCUAACAAUUGUGAGGUACGAAAACCUGAGCGACUUCAAAAACCUCCUGCUAGUCCUUUGAAAACUGAGGUAUCAAAACCAAUCGGGAAGUCAGCCGAAUCCCAGACAGUUCGGCCCAAAGAAGAAGUAAAUAGAGAACCUUGUCUGCAGUCUCACUCUAAAGACAAAUCUACAACAGGAGCGGGAGUCAAGCCGUUUCUGGAGCGCUUCGGAGAGCGCUGUCAAGAACGCAGCAAAGACAGCCCCGCGCGGAGCACGCCCCACAGGACCCCUGUGGUCACUCCGAACACCAAGGCCAUCCAGGAAAGACUGUUAAAGCAAAACACAUCUUCAUCUACUACCCACGUAGCACAGCGGCUCAAGCAGGAACGUGAAAAAGAACUAGCAUGUCUUCGUGGCCGAUUUGACAAGGGCAACUUAUGGAGUGCAGAAAAAGGCGAAAACUCGAGAAGCAAACAACUAGAAACCAAAGAGGAAAUUCACUCUCAGAACACUCCCCUCAGAAAACAUCAAGUUGUUUCAAAUACCCCGUCAGGUCCAGUAAGAGAAAAGGAAAAGGCGGAAAAGGCAGCAGGAAAGCAGACUCCAGCGCAGCCCCCUAGCCCAGAGCCCGCAGGUUCCACUGAAUGUGAAAUGACGAAGUCUAGCCCUUUGAAAAUAACAUUGUUUUUAGAAGAGGAAAAGCCUUUAAAAAUAACAUCAGACCCAAAGGUUGAGCAGCAGACAGAAGUGGUACGUGAAAUCGAGAUGAGCGUGGACGACGAGGAUGACAUCAAUAGUUCGAAAGUGAUUAACGACAUCUUCAGUGAUGUCCUGCAGGCAGGCGAGCUAGAUGCGGCCAGGAGCCCAGAGCAGCCGGGCCAGGCGGGAGCCGAGAGCGGGGAGGACCAGGAGGAUGCGCUGAAUAUCUCCUCCAUGUCGCUGCUCACUCCGCUGGCACAGACAGUCGGCGUGAUAAGUCCAGAGAGUUUCGCUUCCUCGCCUAGAUUGGAACUGAAGGGCAGUAGCACACAUGAUGAGAGUCCAAAACCAGGAAAGUUCCAGAGAACCCGUGUCCCUCGGGCUGAAUCUGGGGAUAGCAUUGGUUCUGAGGAUCGUGACCUUCUGUACAGCAUCGAUGCGUACAGAUCUCAGAGAGUCAAAGAAACAGACCGUCCUUCAAUUAAGCAGAUUGUUCGGAAGGAAGAUGCUACUUCAAAAUUGGAGGGGAAAAAGAAUGCUGAAGAAAAGAGCGUCUUUCCUUGUCAGGUUAACGUCAAGCAGAAAAUGCAGGAACUCAACAACGAAAUCAACCUGCAGCAGACGGUGAUCUACCAGGCCAGCCAGGCCCUGAACUGCUGUGUGGACGAGGAGCACGGGAAGGGGUCGCUGGAAGAGGCGGAGGCGGAACGGCUGCUUCUGAUCGCAACUGAGAAGAGAACACUUUUGAUUGAUGAGCUGAAUAAGCUGAAGAGUGAAGGACCUCAGAGGAAGAAUAAGGCUGGUCUCCCCUCCCAAAGUGAAUUUGUCCCAUCCAAAGGGUCAGUCACUUUGUCAGAAAUCCGUUUGCCUCUCAAGGCAGAUUUUGUCUGCAGCACAGCUCAGAAACCAGAUGCAGCAACUUACUCCUUCCUGCUCAUCCUGAAGGCGGGCGCCGAGAACAUGGUGGCCACCCCGCUGGCAAGCACCGCCACUUCUCUGAACGGCGAUGCCCUGCCCUUCUCCACCACGUACACUCUGGAAGAUGUGUCCAAUGACUUUGAAAUCAGUAUUGAAGUUUACAGCUUGGUGCAAAAGAAAGAUCCCUCAAUGCCAGAUAAGAAGAAAAAGUCAUACAAAUCCAAGGCUAUCACUCCAAAGCGACUUCUCACAUCUAAAACUACAAAAGGCACCCUUCAUUCCUCAGUGAUGGCCAGCCCGGGCGGGCUCCAUGCUGUGCGUACCAGCAACUUCAUCCUUGUGGGAUCGUACACACUGUCCUUGUCUUCAGUAGGAAACACCAAGUUCCCCCUGGACAAGAUAAAUUAUGAUGUAAAAGAGCGAGAGCUACUGGGCUAUUUGUUCCAGGAAAAGGUGCCCUUUUUAUCUCCUUUGGAAGGUCAUAUUUAUUUAAAAAUAAAAUGUCAAGUGAAUUCAAGUGUUGAAGAAAAAGGUUUUCUAACCAUAUUUGAAGAUGUGAGUGGGUUUGGUGCCUGGCAUCGAAGAUGGUGUAUUCUGUCUGGAAACUGUAUCUCUUACUGGACGUACCCCGAUGACGAGAAACGGAAGAAUCCCAUAGGCAGGAUAAAUCUGGCCAAUUGUACCAGUCGUCAGAUAGAACCAGCCAACAGAGAAUUUUGCGCAAGACGUAACACUUUUGAAUUAAUUACUGUCCGACCACAAAGAGAAGAUGACCGAGAGACGCUUGUCAGCCAGUGCAGGGACACACUCUGUGUCACCAAGCACUGGCUGUCCGCAGACACCAAGGAGGAGCGGGACCUCUGGAUGCAGAAGCUCAAUCAGGUCCUUGUGGACAUCCGCCUCUGGCAGCCGGAGGCCUGCUACAAGCCACUCGGGAAGCCCUGAGCGGGCUGUUCCCGUGCCGUGUCUCAGGAGCCACCCAUAUGGUGAGUGCGUUUUCUGCUUUAAAAACGAAAGGGGAUGUGCCAAUAUUCACUACAUAUUAUGCAGUAUUUAUGUCUUUUGUAUGUAAAAACCUCAAUGACUGAUUUGUCAUUCAUAAAUGCCUAGAGGAAAUUCAUUAUAAUUGAUUUUGCUAAAUCUUAAUCUAAAAGCCUAAUUUCCUGCGAACCUGAUUAUUCAGUUAUUCAUGAUAAAACGUGUGUUUGUUUUUAAGUAAGAAAUUGUAAGUUGUCUUCUUGGAGUUGUGGGUCUCAGCACAGGGGUCUUCGGGAGUCAGUCCCUCUUUACCCAAAUUCGUGUGCUGUAAGCGGUGGGCCUGUAUUGGCUGUGUCUUGUAACUGUCGCACUGAAAACAUUUCUAAGGGACUUCACAGAAACGCUUUUAGUAACGAAGGCAAGGACUUUUUCAAGGAGCAAAUGGACAUUCGUUUAAAGCUGAGGCUUCUUCGAACAGGAGAUGCGGACUUAGGGAUAUUGUGUGAGAUUUGGGGUAAGAUGUUUUACUUAGAAAACUUAAUAAUCACAUGGUUUACAUUUGCUGUUACUGAAGAUGCUGCAUGGUACACAUUUUUGUAAAAUGUAGGCUUUCAAAAGUAAUUGUUUUUGCUAUAUAGCUAACAGACUCCUCAAAUAUACUGGGCAUGCUAGUUUCUCUCUGCUCCUGUAACAAGAACAAAUGUACAUUGAAGACUUUUUAUAUAAGAAAGUAAACUUCACAAGCUGCUGUGGACUAAUACUUGGCUUGCCAAAGCUCUUGACUUUUUUACUUUUCAAGUCAUAUAUGACAGUGUCUAGAAAUCCGUUAUGAAAUAUGUUGAAAAACUAUUAAUUAUUUCUUUAAAAGCCUAACACUUUAUUUUUGUGUUAUAUUGUAAAGCAUUGUCUCAAACUUUUAAGUACACUUUGAGUUUCUUCUCUAAAUUGUUAUUGAUGUUCUCAUUUGUAAACACUAAAUUCUGUCACCUCCUGUCAUUUUAUCUUAUAUUCAUUUGAGUGUGUUCUUAUGUGUAUUAUAAAAUGUUUUAUGAUCGCUUACCUAAAUAAAUACUUGCAAAUGGCUUA